Messenger RNA from Micropterus dolomieu (smallmouth bass), 1751 nucleotides. RefSeq names its product RWD domain containing 4 (gene rwdd4). The transcript is spliced from 8 exons. The record is from RefSeq and is a predicted model, not a curated record. Bases 170 to 730 code for a protein of 186 amino acids. NCBI's taxonomy places the organism in Eukaryota, Metazoa, Chordata, Actinopteri, Centrarchiformes, Centrarchidae. Gene Ontology annotation, molecular function: protein binding.
CGCAUGCGUUUAAAUCAUGGCAGCACUGGCUGUAUCAUCCAACUGGUAAGGUUGAGAAAUUAUUACCAUAGUAAAGUUUUAAUGAUAGAAAUGGGUUGUUAACUCAUUCAUUUUUAUACGUGUGAAACUCUACACGGGGAGUGUACCGUACAGGAACUGAAGGAACAUCAUGACAGCUAACGAGGAUCAAGAGAUGGAGUUGGAGGCUCUUCGCUCCAUCUAUGAGGGGGAUGAGUGUUUUAAGGAGAUCAGUCCAGUUUCCUUUCAGUUUCGGAUAGGAGACCUCGAGGACACCAAAGCGUUCAUCCUGGAUGUCACGUGGCCAGAGGUGUACCCUGAGACGGCCCCACAAAUCUCCCUUGAUGCCUUUUUCAACAACAGAAUCUCUGCAGAGACAAAGCAGCAGAUCCUGUCAAAGCUGGAGGAGCAGGUGGAGGCCAACCUGGGCACUGCAAUGAUGUACACUCUGUUCGAGUGGGCCAAGGAGAACCAGGAGGCCCUCAUGGAGAACCACAAGCCUGUAGUCACUUCUGUGACCUUGACAUCCAGCAGUGAGGUGACAAGUACCACCACAACUGGCAAGAAGAGGGAGAAGAAGGAACAGCUGACCAAAUCUCAGAAGAGGAGGAUUAUCAGCAGAACAGAUAACAAAGGAGAGCUGCCAAGAGGUUGGAACUGGGUUGAUGUUAUUAAACAUCUGAGUAAAACAGGAGGAAAAGAUGACGAGUAGGCGUGAGGGCAGUGAACUGAUGCUGCUUUAUACAAGGAAGAGCAGUGACGUCUGAACUCACUGCAGCCUGUUGAUGCUGCUACUCCUGUCUAGAUGCCUUCACAUCCUUCAACUUCAACAUUUCAACACUCAACAUGGCUACUUCCACCCUGAGAACCAAAGCGGGCUCGAUAGCAAUGGACUUCAGGACUCGCAUACGUACACACACACACACUUUCAGCUAAACUGAGAUUUUGCGCUGGGAAUUAUUAGAAGCCCUCUCUGUGUGUUAUGUGUUUGCAGUGUUUGUGGAAUGCAGCCAUGUGAAGAGGAACCUAUCAGAUUUUGUUUAUCAUACACAAAUAUUCUGCUCAUCCAUCAGGGCAGAGUGUGCUUAAGAUCCUUGCUGUCACUGCCGUGUUUCCAGUCUGUGAGUUUAGGCCCAGCUGCCAGGCACAGUUGGAUUGUGUUUCUAAAUGGAUGUGUCAAAGUGUCGCGUAGCAUCCUGCUGUUACUUUAAGGUAUCAUGUGACUUUGUGAAAGCAGAGAAAUUUUUAAUGACACACAGUGUUACUAUUUUCACCAUUUUCUGAUUUGGAUGAAUGUUUCUUUUUCCCCAAGAAUUGAAAACCUUAAAUUUUAUACAUAAAUAAAACCACAUGUUGUACUUCUUGUCUAAUAAUGUAAUUUACCAUUAGUUAGAUGUCUUCUGUCAGAUUUAAGAGUAUGACUGCUGUAUUUAUGUUAAAACUAGUCUAUCCUGUAGUCAUUUUGUGUACAUAUCUGUUCCCAUCGUGUGCAGAGCCGCAAACAUCCCUAUAAAGUGCAAAGACUGACAUCUGUCUUCAGUCAAGCACUUCACUGUUUAACACAAAUCCGCAGUUCUUGUAUUAAAUGUAAACCAGGGGAGACUCUUUUCAGGCCACCCUAUGGGCGAAAUUACUUGCUACUGGUCCCGAAAGUGUGAAGGUACAAAUUGUUUGAGUUACAAAGGAAGUGGAAGGAUUUUUUCCUUCAAAAUAAAACAGUCUGAUUAUUUCAA